AUGAACUCCGAAAUCCAGAACCAGAUCCAUGAGGAACUGGCUGGGGUAAUAUCAGGAAAGAUAAGAAUUAUAUGUGAAAUUGUUCAUUCAGAAUUUGAGGAGCUUAUCUCAAUGUGUCGUGGUCCUAAUGAGAUAUCAAGAGACGACCACUUUCUGAAGAUCCUUAAGGUAGUGCCUGGUUGUCCUUCAACACGAUUAAUGAGCCUUCCGUCGACCAGAAAACUGGCCUUGAAAAACAUGGUAGUUUUUGGUACUGGUGAUUACUGGCAUGCACUCAAUAUAACUGCAAACAUGGCUUUCGUCAGAGCUGUUUCACAGACAGGGAUGCCUCUGUUUGUAAUAGAACAUAGACUACGGGUACUAAUUGGUGACUGGCAUUAA
Molecule: messenger RNA, 381 nt
Organism: Fraxinus pennsylvanica
Lineage: Eukaryota; Viridiplantae; Streptophyta; Magnoliopsida; Lamiales; Oleaceae
Source: the annotation of a GenBank genome assembly